This is a messenger RNA of Aaosphaeria arxii CBS 175.79, 1311 nucleotides long. RefSeq lists its product as uncharacterized. The transcript is spliced from 2 exons. Lineage: Eukaryota; Fungi; Ascomycota; Dothideomycetes; Pleosporales. The record is from RefSeq and is a predicted model, not a curated record. The coding region runs from base 1 to 1311 and encodes 436 amino acids. Gene Ontology annotation, biological process: siderophore biosynthetic process.
AUGCAACCGUCCAACGAGCCCUUCAUACUCAAGCUACCUCACCCAUACCUCACCACCUAUACUGCAACGAAUGUUGCUGCAAAGGACGAGCCCGUGAGAUAUCAGAUACAACAAGCAGCAAUUCAGAACAAAGACACUGGGAUUCCUCCACCAACACCACUGCACGAUGAUACGAUCCAGUUCACGAAAAUAGCUUUGUUGGCUGAAGAUUCCACUCCCCCAGCUGGAGACAACAGCUCUUGGGCUCGAGCACGACGCACACCACACUCGACAAUCUCGUGGACGGGUGAGAGACCCUCUGCUGCGCAGGUGUGGCUCAUCACAUACUUCAUCAUAUCCUUGCAUCCUUUGGUGGAAAGCUUCCGAAUCAUCUUCGAUGGAGAUGAUGCAUCUGCACUCGCCACAGAGUUAUAUGGAACAGGGUUAUUCAUUCCUCACCCCAGAUCUCUUGACCCCUCUGCCGCCAGUGAUGGUCACCUUCUCCUCAGAGGCACCUUCUGGCAAGGUGCAGGUUCCCCAUUCGGACCUCGACCCGCAUGGACUCCAAUGCUCGAUGCCAACAACAAGCCAAUCACUGCCCAGUACCCAUUGUUCCCCUUCCAGACAGCACCAACAACGCAAUCCUCGGUCACGAGCCGACACACUAGCCAUCCUGUGCGUCCAGCUAAACCGGCUGCUGGGUCUAUCAUCUACAGUCGUUGGAUCCCGCACCUUGGGGAACACCUUACGUUCAUCGCAGUGAACUACAGGGACCCCGAACAUCUUAACCUAUUUCACACCUGGCAGAAUGAUCCACGUGUAGCUGCCGGCUGGAACGAGACAGGAACGCUCGAAGAACAUCAGGAGUACCUACGCAAGCUGCACGAAGACCCCCACGUGUUUGCUGUAUUUGCAGCCUUCGAAGGGAAACUGUUCGGCUAUCACGAACUUUAUUGGGUCUUGGAAAGCCCUGUAGGUGCACAUUACCAAGCUGGUCUCUAUGAUCGAGGGCGCAGUAGUAUGGUUGGCGACAGCUCGUUCAGAGGCCCAGCCCGCGCCUCUGCUUGGUGGUCUGCUAUUGUUCAUUACUUUUUCCUUGACGAUCCUCGUACGGAUGCUAUUGUUGGUGAGUCUAGGGCCGCGGCAAGCAGCGCCUCCUCCUUCGCGUAUGACUUUGCGCACGGUUUCCAUGUUGUGAAGUUCUUGGAUUUCCCGAAUAAGCGGUCGGCACUUAAAAUGGUAAACCGAGAAAAGUUUUUCACACUGUCUCCUCUAGUAUGGGAUGGAGAGAAGGCAGUUAGACCGAGCCUCGAUGCACUUUCCAAGCUAUGA